This is a messenger RNA of Naegleria gruberi, 408 nucleotides long. RefSeq lists its product as uncharacterized. NCBI's taxonomy places the organism in Eukaryota, Heterolobosea, Eutetramitea, Acrasida, Naegleriidae. The record is from RefSeq and is a predicted model, not a curated record. Bases 1 to 408 code for a protein of 135 amino acids. The transcript has a single exon.
AUGACACGGAGCUCAUCACUGUCAUCACUCUUGACAUUUGUCGUUUUAUUCUUGUUGGUGAUAGGAAUUGUCAAUAUUGCGGAAGGAAAAACAAGAAGAAAUCAUAAACCUUUCGAUAAGACUAAUUUUCUUUCACGUGUUUAUAGAAAUGUCGAACGAAGUGGAUUGUUGGAUGUGAUUUCGGAUAGACAAUUGGACGAAACUAGAAUUACAUUAAAGAAGAAGGAUUGGGGAAGUGAUAUUAGAAAGUUGACAUUGUUAACGAGGCAUGUCAUGAAAUUAAAGAAGGAAAAUAGUGAUGAAUAUCAAAAUUUAUUGGAAUCUUUACGAAAUUCCAAAGUUCUUGCUCAAUCUAUUCGAAUUCUUGAAAAGGUUAUUAAUCAAUUGGAAAAAGCUAAUUCUAACUAA